CAGCGCCAGCGCCAGGCAGGGCAUACCUCGCUAUUCCAAUUCAAGCGUUUAUUUUGGUUCUUGGCGUUCGACGACGCGUACGGCCGGUGAUUUGAUGUGUGUUGUGAUUUGUUGUGUGUCAAAUAGUUACAAUGUUUUACACUAAAAUCAUGUCGUAAAUUGGAACUGUACAGCACAUUCCUAUAUCGUGAUGAUAGUGAUUUAUUAUUUUAUUCGUAUUCAUUAAUUAAUAGCCAUGGCUCUCUACAACCGACGUGCGUGGACACUGUUUCUAGUAGUGUUAUGCUUGUGUGAGUUGCUUAUUAAGUCAAGUUAUGCGUUGCAAGAUCAAGAAUGGAUUCUUUCGAACAAACCAGCCGUCAGUUCAAAUUUAAAUAAUAUAGAUGUCGGCGCCGUCCGGUGCUACUGCAACCUGCCAGUGUGCGUGGGCACCAGUUACAUGUGCCGAUCGGAACGAGGCGGCUGUUUCUCAGACGCGGCCGAUCGCAGCCAAGCCAAGCAAAAGGACACGUAUCGCGCACGACACGGUUGCAUCGAAUUUUUAGCCGAAUUGCAACAAGGCUUGGAGUGCUAUAAUGCGUCGCGAGGUGCAAAUGCCUCUAAUGUUGGCUUGAUGUGGUGUUGCUUUAAGGAUAUGUGCAAUCACGUGGACAAUUUAGACAUCAGAAAUUUAAGCACAAUUUAUACUGGCGGGGUAACAAGAACUGAAUUGUAUGACGACAGUCAAACGUCGACAUCUGGAAACGCCAUCAAUGAUGAUUGGUUCAAAGCAGCAACAAUAGCGGUUCCUAUUUGUGGUGCUUUAAUUUUGUUCGUCCUGAUAGCUUUGGCUGUGAAGAUUUUGAAAACUGAGGGGGUGAAUGAUCAGGCUUCAAAGUUAGGAAGUCAUUAUAUACCUGGAGCACCAGCGCAGAUGCACUAUUCUGGUCCCACAAAUAGUCUAAACUGCAUGCCAUUGCUGCUGCAGGUAUGUGAUAAUGGAUGUACUGACACAUCUUCCAAUCAUAGCACAGGUAAAACGUCUACUUCAGCAUUGCCAUUACUUGUGCAAAAUCAUACUAGGACUAAAUUAAGUUAUGAGAAGAAAAAUGAAUUAAAUGCUAAGCUCAACCUGAUAAAUAAUUUGGAGUAUAAUUUGAAACCAGGAACACAAGAUAAUAACAGUUAUAAAGCAAAAAGUCAUUUAAGUGACUCUUUGAACAAAGAUAAUAGCUUACUCAACACAAAUUCUUCUAGUACUAAGAUAGAAUCAAAAUCAUAUAAUAAGAACAUAGGCUGGAGUUAAUUGUAAGAGAUACACCAUAUUUAAAAAAUAGUAAUAGUAAUUUAUCUUUAUAAUGUACAUAUGUGUAUAUAGUAUAGUAGUACAGUGUUGUAUAGAAACACUGUAAAAUUAUUUAAAGUAAAGUUUUUGAAAAAUGCUUUCAAUGCUGGUUUUGCAAGAAAAUGUCUUAAA
Ctenocephalides felis (cat flea) is the source of this 1456-nucleotide messenger RNA. RefSeq lists its product as uncharacterized. The coding region runs from base 236 to 1285 and encodes 349 amino acids. Lineage: Eukaryota; Metazoa; Arthropoda; Insecta; Siphonaptera; Pulicidae. The transcript is spliced from 5 exons. The record is from RefSeq and is a predicted model, not a curated record.